This is a messenger RNA of Daphnia magna, 443 nucleotides long. RefSeq names its product histone H4. NCBI's taxonomy places the organism in Eukaryota, Metazoa, Arthropoda, Branchiopoda, Diplostraca, Daphniidae. The record is from RefSeq and is a predicted model, not a curated record. Gene Ontology annotation, biological process: nucleosome assembly. Gene Ontology annotation, molecular function: structural constituent of chromatin; DNA binding; protein heterodimerization activity. Gene Ontology annotation, cellular component: nucleosome. The transcript has a single exon. Bases 51 to 362 code for a protein of 103 amino acids.
UUUCUCAUAUUCACUUUUCACCUUUGCUCUAGAUAACAUCACAUUUCAAGAUGACUGGCCGUGGCAAAGGAGGCAAAGGACUCGGCAAAGGAGGCGCUAAGCGACAUCGCAAAGUUCUGCGGGACAACAUUCAAGGUAUCACUAAGCCGGCCAUCCGUCGUCUAGCCCGUCGUGGUGGAGUUAAGCGUAUCUCUGGCUUGAUUUACGAGGAGACUCGAGGCGUCCUGAAAGUGUUCCUUGAAAAUGUUAUCCGAGAUGCUGUCACCUAUACAGAGCACGCCAAGAGAAAGACGGUGACAGCCAUGGACGUCGUCUACGCUCUCAAACGACAGGGCCGAACUCUUUACGGUUUCGGUGGCUGAUCAUCUCGCCCAUAUUUUACUCAACUUUAUUGUAACUUUUUAUUUUCUGACUUGACAACGGUUCUUAUCAGAGCCACAAAA